AUGGCAGAAGUCAGUGGCAAAUUUAUACAAAAAUAUAAUAACAAAGGAACAUCUGCAGGAGCAGAAAAUAUGGUGCCCAAGGAAGCAGAAGGCGUAUUACCCAAGGGAACAGAUGACAUGGAGCUCAAAGGAGCAGACGAGGUGGUACCCAAAGAAGUAAAAGACGCUGUGUUCAAGAAAACAGAAGACAUAACACCCAAGGAAGCACCUGCUGUGACACCCAAGGGAACAGCAGUCGCAAGAGACAUAACCGAAAAAUAA
Racocetra fulgida is the source of this 261-nucleotide messenger RNA. The record is from the annotation of a GenBank genome assembly. NCBI's taxonomy places the organism in Eukaryota, Fungi, Glomeromycota, Glomeromycetes, Diversisporales, Gigasporaceae.